Ipomoea triloba (trilobed morning glory) is the source of this 3729-nucleotide messenger RNA. RefSeq lists its product as uncharacterized. Lineage: Eukaryota; Viridiplantae; Streptophyta; Magnoliopsida; Solanales; Convolvulaceae. Bases 1 to 3729 code for a protein of 1242 amino acids. Gene Ontology annotation, molecular function: RNA-DNA hybrid ribonuclease activity; nucleic acid binding. The transcript is spliced from 4 exons. The record is from RefSeq and is a predicted model, not a curated record.
AUGGACUUAGUGUCCUCUAAGAAGCCCGACUUUCUGUUUCUCAUGGAAACUAAGGUUGCCCGGGUUCAUGCUGAACGCUUAAGGGUAAAGCUUGGUUUCGAUGGCCUUUUCUAUGUUGACAGUGUUGGUUUAAGUGGCGGUUUGGCGUUAUUCUGGAGGAGAAAUUGCACGGCUAGGUUGCUUUGUUACUCAAGAUGCCAUAUUGAUGUGGAAGUGAGCGUUGAUAGUUCUGCUUGUUGGAGGAUGACGUGUUUUUAUGGCUACCCUGAGCGUAGUAGAAGGGCAGCUUCGUGGGACUUUCUCCGGUCCUUAGCAGGCUCCUCGGACUUGCCCUGGGUCAUUCUCGGGGAUUUCAAUGAUCUUUUAUUCCAACACGAGAAGAGAGGUGGUAACCCACAUCCGGAUGCUCUCCUUCGCGGUUUUGGGGAGGCUUUGGAUGAUUGUGGGUUGACUCAACUCCCUCUGCGGGGUUAUCAGUUUACCUGGGAGAGAGGCAAGGGUACUACUGAUUGGUUGGAGGAGAGACUGGAUAAGGUUUUAGCUGAUGAUAGGUGGAGAUGCCUGCAGGAGGGAGCUAUUGUGGAGAAUAUUUUGACCCGCUCUUCUGAUCAUUCCGCUUUGUUUCUGAGACUAUCUGACAAUGCGGUGAGGCAGGGGGGCUUGCGAAGGGCUUUCAAGUUUGAGAUGGCUUGGCUGCUUGACGAGGGGUGCAGAGGUGUGGUGGAGCAUGCUUGGCAGUUAAGGCUAAGGGGUCGUCGUGAUCCGGAAUCCCUAGCUGAGUUUCAGCGUUUGGAAAACCAGUUGACACGCCUAGAAGCCCAGGAGGACACCUUUUGGAGGCAGCGGGCCAAGCAACACUGGUUGAAGGGAGCUGAUGCGAAUACACGAUUCUAUCACAGGUAUGCUUCUGCUCGUAAAAAGAAAAACUCUCUGUCUAGAUUAAAAAAUGAUGCGGGUGUGUGGGUUGAGGGAGAGGCUUUGGAGCCUGUUGUGUUGAGUUAUUUCAAUCAUAUUUUCCACUCUACGGGAUCAGCUCUGGAGGAGCCGUUUUUCAGUAAUAUUGCUCCCCGGGUUUCUCAGGCUGAUAAUGAUACUUUACUACGCCCUUUUGAGAUCUCUGAGGUGAAAGAGACCCUGUUUUCAAUGUUCCCAGAUAAGGCCCCGGGGCCUGAUGGGAUGAACCCGGGGUUUUACCAACAUUAUUGGGAUGUGGUGGGUGGAGAUGUGACUGAGUUUGUGAUAAAUUGCUUGCAAUCAUGUUCAUUCCCAGAGGGUCUUAAUGCAACGAAUGUUGUCCUUAUACCAAAGAAAAAAGUGCCUGAGAGUGUGGCUGAUUUGCGACCUAUUGCUUUAUGCAAUGUGGUGUAUAAGAUAAUGGCAAAAGUCUUGGCAAACAGGUUGAAGCCUUUGUUAGACAAUCUCAUAUCUGAAUCCCAGAGUGCUUUCAUCCCAAAUAGGCUCAUUACUGAUAACAUCCUGAUCGCUGCAGAGAUAGGGCAUUAUCUUAAUAGAAAACAAGGUGGUUUAGCUGGUUGGGGAGCUCUAAAGUUGGAUAUGGCAAAAGCUUAUGAUCGAAUGGAGUGGCACUAUUUACGCAGAAUGAUGGAGGCUUUGGGGUUUGCUCCCAGCUUUGUGAUUAAUGGGGUCCCAACUGGUAAUAUUAUUCCAUCUCAUGGGUUGCGUCAGGGAGACCCUCUCUCCCCAUAUUUGUUUAUUAUUUGUGCAGAAGGACUCUCUUUACUGCUACAAAAGGCUCAGGUGGAGGGCUCUAUCAAGGGCUGUAGAGUGGCUAGGGGAGCUCCGCCGGUUUCUCAUUUGUUCUUUGCAGAUGACAGCCUCCUAUUUUUUCGAGCCAAUGCCCAAGAAGCAGGAGCGGUAAAGCACUGCCUGGACUUGUACGAAAGUAUGUCUGGUCAGGCAGUCAACUAUCACAAAUCUAGUGUCUGCUUUAGCAGGAAUACACAAGAGAUGCAUAGAGUUGAGGUGGCAGCAGUAUUAGGGAUUACUCAGGCCCCAAAUUUUGGCAAAUACUUGGGUUUACCCGCUUUUGUGGGGAGAAACCGGAGGGCAGCUCUCUCAUAUAUUGAAGACAAGAUUAAACAGCGAAUAGGUUCAUGGAAUAAGAAGCUUCUCUCGCAAGCAGGGAAGGAGAUUCUGUUGAAAAGUGUAGCUCAAGCAAUGCCGACUUUCUCAAUGAGUGUCUUUUUGCUCCCCGAGUCGGUAUGCCUAUCAAUUGAGAGAACUAUGAAUCGUUUUUGGUGGGGCUCAGGGACUGAGAGAAGAAUUCAUUGGAAAGCAUGGGAUCGUUUGUGUAUACCCAAGAAGUUUGGAGGUUUAGGUUUUAAGGACCUACGUGUUUUCAACUUAGCUAUGCUAGGGAAACAGGCAUGGCGUUUUCUCACUAUGCCAAAUUCAUUGGUUGCUAGGAUCUAUAAAGCAAGAUAUUACCCCAAGACCUCCUUUAUUGAUGCUGCUGUAGGUAAUUGCCCAAGCUUCUGCUGGCGCAGCAUCAUGGCUGCUCAUAACUUAAUUUGCAGUGGUGCUAGGCGCAGAAUUGGGGAUGGCAAAUCAACUUUAAUUUGGGGUCAUUCUUGGCUGCCUGACGACCCAUCCCCAAUGGUUCACACUACUAUGCCAGCAAAUCUCAAUGGAACAUAUGUGUCUGGUUUAAUUGAUGAAGAGAGUGGCACUUGGGACAUCUCUAUUUUAAAUGAUAUAUUCACCCCGGAGGAUGUUUUGCGUAUUAGCAGGGUACCGGUAUCUUCAGGAUAUGAGGAUAUUUGGUUCUGGCAUGGCGACCCAAAGGGAUGUUACACUGUGAAAAGUGGUUAUAAAUUAGUCAUGGGUGAAUUCAGUAAUAUGGAGGGUGACUUUGAUGAUUGGACUGCCCUAUGGAAAUUAAAAGUGCCCCCCAAAUGGAAGACCUUCCUGUGGAGAGCUCUUAGUGAUACUCUUCCUGUCACUACUAGUUUACUUAUAAGGAGGGUAGAUGUAGACCCAGCAUGUCCAAAGUGUGCUAGUGGAGGCUCGUUUAGUGUGUGGCUCUCAUCUUUGUUUAUGAACUUUUCUGAAGGAGAUAUUCGCCUGGCGGUAGCAGCACUCUACUACACUUGGCGUGCUCGCAACUCAGCCGUAUGGGAUGGCCUUCUUCCAUUGCCGAGAAGGGUCACACAAUCAGCAAAGGUUGCACUUCAGGCUUGGACGGCGGUACAUCACAACCAUGCAGCAACUGCCGUCCAUACGAGCGCACAUGCAGAUCCAGAACAGCACCAGAUCACGACACCAAAAUGCUUUUUCGACGCAAGUUUCAUGCCGAAUACGCUGAGGUCGUCGUUCGGUGCAGUCCUACUCUCACCAAAUGGGGUAUUCAUGGCGGCCUGCGCAGGACCUCUACCGGACUGCCUAUCACCAUUAAUGGCAGAAGUAGAAGCCUGCAAAAUGGCUCUUACGUGGCUAAGCGAGAAAGGCUUGGAAUCGGUGGCGUUGCUUACGGAUUGCUCACAGUUACGCUCUCAGCUCUCACAGGACUGCCCUAAUCGUUCAUAUACGGGCCUUACCAUACAAACGUGCAAGGCUUUGAGAGCCUCUUUUCAUAGCUGUGUGGUUACUUUAGUUCCUAGAUUGAAUAAUGUUAUUGCUCAUACUCUAGCCAAAUCGGUUGUUUCGCAGACUAGCAUUCUGUACUGGGACUCUGUCCCACCAAACUCUAUUUUUGCUCUUCUACAUUAA